GGGCAACCCAGCCGCGUGACCUAAAUGGGCUGAAUCAAAGCCGCAAACGUUGGUUUUGUUGUUGGCACUUAGGACUAUCAAAAAUUGGCCAAAUAGGCGCCUUUUUCUUGAUCACGCUCUCAAACUACAACCAUGCUCCUUUAAAUUAAUAAAAUCAAUGGCGGCGCUAGCCCAACAAACCAAAGGCAAUUCUUUGUUGUCCCGCUUCAAAGCCUUCCUUGCCUUUCAGAAAUUUAAUCACAACACGUAUUCUAAAAACAGACUCCGGCAACAGCACCCUGCUAAUAUGGGUUCUGGCUCUGUCGUUGAGACUGGUGAAAUUGACUUCUCAAAGUGGAGGAAGCUUAACUCAAGGGACUUUGGCAUAACUAGCUCCAUGAUACCAGCAUCUGCGUCGAUUGUUCUGAAGGUUCUCCAAAGUGGAGGGUUUGAAGCUUACUUGGUCGGUGGAUGUGUCAGGGAUCUAAUUCUCAAUAGAAUACCAAAAGAUUUUGAUGUAAUCACAACAGCAAGGCUUCCGCAGAUAAAAAGGCAUUUUCAUCGUGCAGUAAUUGUUGGACGACGGUUUCCAAUAUGUAGAGUACACGUCCAUGGUUCUAUCGUGGAGGUAUCAAGUUUUGAUACUGUGGCAAAACAAACAGGAAAAAGAGAGGAACAUUUUGUUCCUAAAAUGCCAAGGGGAUUUCAUAAGAAAGAUUUCAUUCUCUGGAAGAAUUCCAUGCACCGAGACUUCACUGUUAACAGUUUAUUUUUUGAUCCAUCCGUGAAUACAAUCUAUGAUUAUGCCGAUGCAAUUGUGGACUUAAAAUCCUUACAGUUAAGGACUUUGGUACCAGCACACUUGUCAUUUAAAGAGGAUUGUGCAAGGAUCUUGCGCGGCUUGAGACUGGCUGCUCGCCUUAAGUUGUCCUUUUCAGAGGAGAUUGAAAUUGCUAUGCACAAACUCUCGUCGUCCAUAAUGAGUUUGGACAAGUCUAGACUAAUGAUGGAAGUCAACUAUAUGCUGUCUUAUGGAGCUGCAGAGCCUUCUCUUUCUUUACUUCAGAGAUACAACAUCCUUGGCAUGCUGCUUCCAUUUCAUGCAGCACACCUUGCUCAACAGUAUAACAAACAGUUGAGUGAAAGUUCUGUUAUGCUGAUGAAACUGUUUUCCAGUUUGGAUCAAUUAGUCACCUGUGGUAGACCUUCUCAUGAUAGUUUGUGGGUUGCAGUCUUGGCGUUUCAUCUGGCACUAAUCACUGAUCCUCAAGAGGCAUUUGUCGUCCUGACUUUUGCUUCUGUGUUGUACCAUGGAAAUUGGAAGGAAGGUGCUACGUUUGCUACAAGAAAUUCAGAUGCUGCAGGUAUUUAUGCACCUGAAAUUUCAGAUUCUCAAGGCUCCAUAUCAGAUGAUGAGCUUGUGGAAAGAGUUACAGAUCUGGCAGUGCUAGUGCAAAAUUCUAUAGACAUUUUGACCCAUAAGGACAGCCUCCAGGAAGCAAUGUCCAAGUUCCCAGGUUCCCCAUGCUCUGGUUUGGUGUUUGUAUCUAAGAAUAUGGGGAAGGGCGUUAAAGUAAUUUUUGACGCUCUGAUAGAAGAUGUUAGAUCUCUCAAAGCCAGAAGGAAUAGUUUUGAGAUAGAUUAUACUCUGCUAGGGAAAGGACAAACACGUGAGACAAGGUUCGUUCUUGGCAAAGUCAUCCUUGAUGCUAUAGCUCCUGGGGUCAUUCCAGGUAGUAAAGUGAUCAAACAUACCCUGGUUAAAGUUGACGCUCAAUUGAGUAAAGAUGCCACGGAGGAGAAUAUCGGUGGAAAUGUGGAGUUCAAGAAAAGGAAGUUCAUGUGUGAAGAUGAUAAUCAGCCCAAUGUAAGUUAUGAAAUUAAACACUAUAGAGAUGAGAAGCGGAAGUCGGUUAUUGCCAAGCAACCCAAGGAGGAGGCUGUUGAGAAGCAUGAUAAAGAAUCUCUUCGUCAGAAACUGGAUGUCAGGGAUGCUGUAACUAAGAAGAAAAAUAAGGGCGAGCAUGGUGAGUUGCCUCAGAAUGAAACAAGAAUGGUACUUGAAAAGGUGAAGCAGCAUCAAAUGCCACGUCACAAAAAAGAGCGGAAGGGAGGUGAUAAAUAUCAGCAGAUUCAGGAAGACCAUUUGAAGCUUUUACACAAUGUUGACAAUGGGGUGACUACCAAGCAGCACAAUUCGAAAGAGAAGCUUGAUUCCACACAAGAGCAGAACGAGGAAAAGAGUGAGUCGUUAAAUAGCAGAAAACGGGAUAUGCAGGGGGGUAAGUUGGCUUCGGAUGAGAAGAGUAAACCAAAAGCAGGAAAACGAACACUUUCAGAUCUUUUCAGUAGGUGAGUUCAACUUUGUAUCAUGUAAACUUAUACUAUCUUCUUCAAAAAAUGAGCAAGAGCAGAACUCAGAGCUGUAGCUUACCUUUUAUUAUUUUAAAAAUCCCUUUUAACCAUAGGAGUUCCUAGAUCUCAUGUACAUGGCAGUAGAUCGUGUUGUCGCGAUUGCCAUUUUUUGACUGUGACAUAAUUAUUUUUUACCAAUUGGUAGGCUUCAAUUUUAGUACUAGUUCAUUCUCAUGUUUGAAGUACUUUUCUCAGUCUUUUCGUCAUUCAUUUUAAUUGUAAGCGGUCUUCAGUAUU
Messenger RNA from Lycium ferocissimum, 2631 nucleotides. RefSeq lists its product as uncharacterized. Bases 158 to 2335 code for a protein of 725 amino acids. Gene Ontology annotation, molecular function: nucleotidyltransferase activity; RNA binding. Gene Ontology annotation, biological process: RNA processing. The transcript has 15 exons. The record is from RefSeq and is a predicted model, not a curated record. NCBI's taxonomy places the organism in Eukaryota, Viridiplantae, Streptophyta, Magnoliopsida, Solanales, Solanaceae.